Messenger RNA from Schistocerca cancellata (South American locust), 4211 nucleotides. RefSeq names its product casein kinase I. The record is from RefSeq and is a predicted model, not a curated record. Gene Ontology annotation, cellular component: nucleus; cytoplasm. The transcript is spliced from 8 exons. Lineage: Eukaryota; Metazoa; Arthropoda; Insecta; Orthoptera; Acrididae. Gene Ontology annotation, molecular function: ATP binding; protein serine/threonine kinase activity. Gene Ontology annotation, biological process: signal transduction; peptidyl-serine phosphorylation; negative regulation of canonical Wnt signaling pathway. The coding region runs from base 159 to 1148 and encodes 329 amino acids.
GAGAGAGUGACCAUGGUGCAUUGCUUCGCUUUGUUACGUCAGUAACUCGGAGAGAGAUGUCGGCGUGUAGGUGGCAGUGGUAGUGUGUGUGGUUAUUGAUUUAAUUUUGUUAUUUUGCCUCACUAAAUUCCCUACUUAAAUACUUAAUAAACAUAAAAAUGGCAAACCCAUGUGCUACGGCGAAGGAAUUCAUCGUUGGUGGAAAAUAUCGGUUAGUGCGAAAAAUCGGUAGUGGUUCGUUUGGUGACAUUUAUCUGGGCAUCAACAUUACAAAUGGCGAGGAAGUGGCCGUAAAAUUGGAAAACGUCAGGGCCAGACAUCCGCAGUUGCUGUACGAAAGCAAAUUAUACAAGGUCCUGAACGGUGGCGUCGGAAUACCACAUAUACGAUGGUAUGGUCAAGAACGCGAUUACAAUGUUCUUGUUAUGGAUUUACUGGGACCUUCUCUAGAAGAUCUCUUCAAUUUCUGUUCGCGCCGUUUCACAAUCAAGACGGUUUUGAUGUUAGCUGACCAGAUGAUAGCACGUGUGGAAUUUGUGCAUUGUAAGAGCUUCAUACAUCGAGACAUCAAACCAGACAAUUUCCUCAUGGGUAUUGGCAGGCAUUGUAAUAAGCUUUUCUUGAUAGAUUUUGGAUUAGCAAAAAAGUUCCGUGAUAAUCGAACACGCCAGCACAUAAUAUAUCGUGAAGACAAAAACCUAACAGGCACUGCACGUUAUGCCAGCAUUAACGCUCAUUUAGGAAUUGAACAAAGUCGUAGGGAUGAUAUGGAAUCUCUGGGGUACGUGCUCAUGUACUUCAACCGUGGCAGUUUACCCUGGCAAGGUCUUAAGGCUGCAACAAAAAAACAGAAAUAUGAGAAGAUAAGUGAAAAGAAGAUGUCAACACCUGUUGAGGUUCUGUGUAAAGGUUUCCCAGCUGAAUUUGCCAUGUACCUCAACUACUGCCGUGGACUGAGAUUUGAGGAAAGCCCGGAUUACAUGUAUCUGCGGCAACUUUUCCGUAUCUUGUUUCGCACAUUGAACCACCAGUAUGACUACACGUUUGACUGGACAAUGCUUAAGCAGAAGUCUGUACCACCAUCAGGUGCCGGUCCAUUGGCUGCAGGUGGAACCACAGCAGGCGUAGCCACGCCAGGUGGUCGCUAACAACAACAAAAGGUAUUGGCAGAGGAAUGAUUUUUCAAGAAGCAGGCUUCAAGCUAGUGCCACCUAAAUGCAUCAUUCUUGGUCCAUAUUGUUGGAUGAGGGCAUUUGUUUGUGUCACAGAGAAAGUCCUGAGAAGUGAUUUUGGAACAGAAGUAAAAGCUUACAGGGAAAAGAAGUAGACAGAUGUGAAGUUGACUGGUAGAUGUGUGGAUGUGUGUACAGUUUCUUUCUGUCCUGGGCCGUUUUUAAAAGUGUAUGGAAAGGGAACGGUACGGAGAUAUAUGAUAAUCGCUAAAGCUUAUGUGUAAAUUUUAGUUAGGUAGGUCAGAAAAUUGAAAGGAUUUUACACGAUGCUGAAUACAUCAGUUCCUCAUCAAACAGAAAACAAAGAAACAAAAAAAAAAAUAUACAAGCAGUGAAUAUGAAACAAAAAGAACACACUUAUCUGUGUUAGUUGUGAUAACUUCCACUGCCUUAUGGCAUUAGGGAUCAAAUUUUAUCUGAAUGCAAGUAUUGAAAUGGCUGCUGUGUGAUUGUUGCAGUAGUCAGUAGAUUAGUAUUUAUAUGUGCUUUAUAUGUAUGGAAAUAUCUUUUUUUAUACCAGAGAUUUUUGUUCAUCAUGUUGUAAUUCCACUAUUCAACUGACAAAAACUUUCAUAUUGAAAAAAUAUCAGAAUUGCGUUGGAUUGACAGGCUUCUUAAGAUUUUGUUCAUAGUUAAUUUUCCUAAGAAAUGCAUAUUUCCAUCUAACAAACUUUUUGAGGGCAAACUGCUCAGAAUAGUUUAUGCAUUCAGUGCAUAAUAUUUGUUAUUAACUUUUUCUGAAGUCAAUUGAGAUAGUAUGUUUUCAUAGAAAUGGAUGUCAACCAUUCGUCUCCUUGGAGAGAAAUAUUUGUCAGAUCCACACCGAGGAACCAAUAUCGAAAUCUAAUAUGGUAUAAAAUACUUAAAAAUAGCUUAUGUGAAGUAUGUUAGUACUAUAGCAAGUUGUCAAUGUGUAAGACUUUUAGUAGAAUGUUUUUUAACACUGGAACAUAAUUUUUUACUUGUUUUGUCAGUUGUGUACUGAUAAUUUCCUUAUUGGUUCAAUCUGUUCUGCUUUGCAUAAACUUACAUUUACUUAGUAAGAAGUGGCAAUUACAUUAAUAGUUUGUAGUUGUAUGUCAUAUUUUAAAUUCUGUUAAGGCUCAGUAAUAUGAUUUUGUUUAUAUUUCGUAGCGUUUUACAUCAUCGAACGUUAUUCAUUCGAAAGUAGUCCUUAAGUGUAGAACUGGAUAACAGGAGUUCUGGUUGUGCACACUGUGUGUGUGUGUGUGUGUGUGUGUGUGUGUGUGUGUGUGUGUGUGUGUUUUAUAGAGAGAGAGAGAGAGAGAGAGGAGGGAAGGGAAGGAUAGGAGGGGGGCCAGGGAUGGAGGUGUAAUGGUACAUGUAUGUGCCAUUGUGUCAGUUGUGCUGGUAAAAAAAAAAAAAGAUUGUGACACGACUUGAAUUAUCCUCUAGGAAAAGACAGAUCCAAGGCCACUUAUCAAUAGAUGAAGCUGUGAGGUGAUUAAUGAACAUGGAAAAAGGAUUACAUUUUUGGAAGAAAGAAUUGUCAUUUCGAAGUUCCCGUAACUAACACAUCUAAACGUGGCAGCGUGUUCAAAGGAAUGGUAGGUACAGAGAAACAUGUAGGCAGGUAACAAAGAAAUGUUUGUGGUCAAAAGAACUGACUUAUUAGAAACCACACACAUAGUAUAUCUGUUCUGUUAUCACUAUUUUGUGCUAACUGUGCAAAUGGAUGUAUCACAUAGUUAGCAUUAAGCUGUGAUAAAAAUUGAUAUAAUUUACGUAUAUCAAUUUAAAUAUCCUUCAUUUGUUCCCAUGUUGAAAGUGAGUAUCCCAUGGAGGCAAGUCCUUUUCACCCACCCUGCCAAAAAUGUAUGCAGAAUGCCUAUAACUACUAAAUGCUUUAACUAUUGCUGUUCUACAUGUUUCAAGGGCAUGCUAAUUGAGUAUGGUAGUUCACUUCAUGUUCCCCUUGAUCAACUUCUGUUCCUUGUAUUCUUCCUAUCAGAGAUUAAAAACACACAUAUGCAGAAGCAAUGUUUCCAUGAUCUCCCUGUGCAGUGUGUUUAAAUGUAUGGUCUAUCUACAUGACAAUGUUUAUUAAAAUAAGCUGUCGUCUGUUCUUUUAUACUGGUAUGCUAAUUCUGUCACAGCAUCAUCUGUUAGAUGAGACAAGGUCCACUUAAUUUUCCUGUAAUUUUAUUUUUAGCUAGCAAUUUUAAUUAAGAUCACUGUAAUUUAUGGCAUAUUUUGAAACUGAUAGUGGCUGUUGUAGUGCAUUUGUAAAAUGACACUUAUGUGCCUGCAGUGUAAGUAUAAUGCAGGGCUCUACUGAGUUAAUGUUUAUGCCUUUCAUGUACUGACAUGUGUAGUUUAUUUUUCGCUGGUAUUACCAAAUCUCAUUUUACAUACUGUUACUAAUGUGAUGUUUAACAUCAGUCUUUAUUUACAAUUUGGUAAUUGUAAAGUGAUACUGCUGUCAGUCUCGUGGGACGUUAACUUUCAUAGUGCUUCGCAUAAAUAACUUACCAAUAUUGCUGUUGUUGGUUUUUUUUUUUUUUUAAUAUUAUACAAGCUGGUUACAUUUGGUGAUCGGUGUAUGACAUCUCCACAGUGUACACUUUGUAAAAAUUGUAUGUUCUAAAAUUAUUUAUUAUUACACCUAUGUCUUCUCAUACUUCCCUUUUUGUUUAGUUUAUGUUCUUUGCCGUAAACAGUGAGAAGACUUUAAUUUCAGUAUAAUUCUUCAUGUGAUACUUACCUGAAUGUUGACAAGUGAUUUUUCUGUUGAUAAAAGCACACAGGUUGCCAGUAAACAUAAUUACUAUGUAAAAAAGUUCUAUUCAUCUCUCAUAUGUUUGUGUAAUGCAAUCAUUGUGUAUGUGGAACAUGUUAACGACAAAGACAAUGUUCGUCAGCUGUUUCAGUUAAAUUGCUUUUGGAACUUAGCUGCAGGUUACGAUUUUUGUUUUGAAUGUGGCAAAAGUCUCAAUAAAAUUUUUGUCGUAAUCUGGA